Molecule: messenger RNA, 2183 nt
Organism: Ipomoea nil (Japanese morning glory)
Lineage: Eukaryota; Viridiplantae; Streptophyta; Magnoliopsida; Solanales; Convolvulaceae
Product: wall-associated receptor kinase 5-like
Exons: 4
Coding region: 33-2138 (701 amino acids)
Biological process (GO): cell surface receptor signaling pathway; protein phosphorylation
Cellular component (GO): plasma membrane
Molecular function (GO): polysaccharide binding; calcium ion binding; protein serine/threonine kinase activity
Source: RefSeq, a predicted model, not a curated record
CCAAACGUUCAUUUGUAGUGUUGUCGAACAAUAUGAGCUUCCUUGCAGCAGUUCUUGUGUUGUCGGCAGUAAUAAGUUUUGCUCCUACUGCCGCCCCAUCAAAAAGUAAUUAUCCCAUAGCCAAACCCAACUGUGAUGAUCAUUGUGGGAACGUAAGCAUCCCAUUUCCCUUUGGUUUGACCCCAGAUUGUUCUCUAAACUCAGACUUCUUCAUCAAUUGCGCCACUUCCAUUGAUGGUUCUCCUACGCCAUUGUUAGGGCACGGUAAUCUACGGGUAAGAAGGAUAUCAAUUGAAGGGCAGUUGAUCGUGAUGAAACACAUAGCUAAAUAUUGCGAUGAAGGUAACAGCCCACAGGACAAAUCAUCAUGGAUCAGAUUAUCAAAACAGUACGUCAACCAGACCGCCAAUAAGUUCAUCGCUGUGGGCUGCAGCACUACUGCCACUGUCUUGGGAGAAGACAAUGGACGGUCGUACCAAAUUGGUUGUAUAGCCACCUGUAACCGCUUCCAAGGUGUGCCAAAUGGGACUUGCUCGGGAAUCGGGUGUUGCCAGAUGAAUGACAUUCCUAUCGUGACCAGGAACCUGAAUUUUAAAUUGGAAACCAAGGCGACGAAAACAGAUGGCAUUAUUACUGAUUGUAGCUAUGCCUUUGUGGUGAAAAAGGACGAGUUCCACUUCUCCUCCGAUAUGCUUACCCAACAAUGGGAAGUGCAGAGAAUGCCAAUGGUAAUUGAUUGGGUCAUCUUCAACGAUACGUGCAGUAACUCAGGCAGAACAUGCCAAGGUAACACCACAUGUGUCCCUUUUGAAGGUCCUGAUGGGGGAUACAGAUGCGCUUGUGAGAAGGGUUAUGAAGGCAAUCCAUAUCUCCAUCCUGGUUGCCUAGAUAUUGAUGAAUGUGCAGAUGAUGGACAGAACGACUGCUCCUCCAAAAACGCCACUUGCUUCAAUACACUAGGCGGUUACAAUUGCACUUGCAAGGCAGGUUACAUUGACGAUGCGAAAGGCGGUGGCUGCCAAUUACCUAUUAAAUAUGAAUGCAAAGAUAAUAAUGGAAAAGGCUGCCAUUCGUCUAACAGAGUGAACUUCGUAGCUAUGGGUGUCGCUUUAGGCAUGAUAGUGCUGCUGAUCACUGUUUUUUCUCUGUACUGGGAGCAUCGGCGGAGAAAAUCAGUACAAAUGAAGGAGAAAUUUUUUAGAGAGAAUGGAGGACUGAUUCUGCAACAGAGGAUUGUCCAAGGUGGUGCAUCUUCCAGCACAACAAGAAUUUUCACUGCCCAGGAACUUGAAAAAGCCACCAACAACUAUGACCAAACUAAAAUUAUUGGUCAAGGAGGUUUUGGCAUUGUUUACAAAGGACACCUUCUUGAUGGUCAAGUAGUAGCUGUUAAAAGGUCCAAAAUAAUGGACACAACCCAAGUCGAGCAGUUCAUCAAUGAGAACAAAGACAAAGCAUCGGUGUUACCUUGGUCGACUCGUUUAAGAAUAGCUACAGAAACCGCUGAAGUACUCUCUUAUUUGCAUUCUGCAGCCUCUCCUCCCAUCAUCCACAGAGAUGUUAAAUCUGUGAAUAUUCUCCUCGAUAAUGAUUAUACUGCCAAGGUAUCCGAUUUUGGUGCAUCGAGAUUAGUUCCUCAAGAUAAAACUCAAUUGACAACAAUGGUGCAAGGGACAUUUGGUUAUCUAGAUCCCGAGUACAUGCAAACUCAUCAUUUAACAGAAAAGAGUGAUGUUUAUAGCUUUGGAGUUGUCCUUGUAGAAUUACUAACAAGUAAGAGGGCCAUAUCUUUUGAUGGCCCAGAGUUGGAGAGAAAUCUAUCUCAACAUUUUCUUUCAUUGUUAAAAGAAAACAAGUUGUUCAAGAUUCUUGAUGGAAACAUUUUAUGCCAGGAAAACAUUACUGAGGAGUUACAAGAGGUUGCCUUACUUGCAAAAAGGUGUUUGUAUUUUAAAGGGGACGAUAGGCCAAAGAUGAAGGAAGUAGCAAUGGAAUUAGGUGGAUUGAGGAGAGCAACUAAACAUUCAUGGGCUAAUAAUUCAGAGACUUCCAUAGAAUCACAGGCUUUAGUUAUGAAGCAAUCAAUUUCCUUAAAAGAUCAUUUGGAGCUACCACUAUCUAGCCGCUAUGGAAGAUAAUUGUAACUUGUCCAUUUCAAUAAAUUAGUCAUUUUUUUGUGACCA